This is a messenger RNA of Phyllostomus discolor (pale spear-nosed bat), 5483 nucleotides long. RefSeq names its product sterol-C5-desaturase (gene SC5D). The transcript has 5 exons. The record is from RefSeq and is a predicted model, not a curated record. Bases 108 to 1007 code for a protein of 299 amino acids. Gene Ontology annotation, molecular function: iron ion binding; oxidoreductase activity. Lineage: Eukaryota; Metazoa; Chordata; Mammalia; Chiroptera; Phyllostomidae.
GCCCCUCCAGGCAGCGCCCGCUAUCUGGCUCCGGCUGUGCGCAGACCCGUAAGUCCUGUGACCCCGCGGCAGUCGGAUCAAAGGCACAUCUUCUCCUAGGGGCUAAGAUGGAUCUUGUACUCAGUGCUGCGGAUUAUUAUGUUUUUACACCAUACGUCUAUCCAGACACCUGGCCAGAGAACAACUUCUUUCGACAAACUAUUAGUCUCCUGAUUAUAACAAAUCUUGGUGCUUAUAUCCUUUAUUUCUUCUUUGCAACACUGAGCUAUUAUUUUGUCUUUGAUCAUUCAUUAAUGAAACAUCCACAAUUUUUAAAGAAUCAAGUGUAUCGAGAGAUUAUGUAUACUGUGCAGGCUUUACCAUGGAUGAGUAUUCCCACUGUUUCCUUGUUCCUGCUAGAGUUGAGAGGUUACAGCAAAUUAUAUGAUGACAUAGGAGGCUUUCCACAUGGCUGGUUUCACCUCCUUGUUAGUGUCCUGUCCUUCCUCUUUUUCACUGACAUGCUCAUCUACUGGAUUCACAGAGGCCUGCAUCAUAGACUUGUCUAUAAGCGCAUACAUAAACCUCACCAUAUCUGGAAGAUUCCUACUCCAUUUGCAAGUCACGCUUUUCACCCUGUGGAUGGCUUCCUGCAGAGUCUACCUUACCACAUAUACCCUUUUCUCUUUCCAUUACACAAGGUGGUUUACUUAGGUUUAUAUGUCUUGGUCAACAUUUGGACAAUUUCCAUUCAUGAUGGUGAUUUUCGUGUCCCCCAAAUCUUAAAGCCCUUUAUUAAUGGCUCAGCUCAUCAUACAGACCACCACAUGUUCUUUGACUAUAACUAUGGACAGUAUUUCACACUGUGGGAUAGAAUUGGAGGCUCAUUCAAAAACCCUUCCUCCUUUGAAGGGAAAGGACCACUUAGUUAUGUGAAGAAGAUGACGGAAGAAAAGUACAGCAGCCAUACAGGAAAUGGUUGCAAAUAUGAAAAAUUAUCCACUGAAGAGUUUUCAAAGACUGAGUAGAUUAUUGCUGAAUUAUUAAGUAUUUUUAAUAAGAAAAAUAAUUUAUACACAGCCAAGAGACAUAGCAGGAAAAUGGUGUCAUUUGAAAAUCAGCAUUGCAGGAACUGCUGAAGAAUAAUCAUAAUGGCAGGUGAGGGGUAGAUGCUGUGAGCACGAUGAUUUUAACCUUGUUCUUAAAAUACUAGAUGUUGGUCUAAGGGACAACCUGUGUCUUUCCAUCCAGCAUCUCUAAUUUGUAUAGCCUCCACAACCAUUUUUUUAAGAUAGAAAAUAAAUUAUUGAGGGGACUAGGUUAUGUCCUUUUGCCUUAAUCUACUAUAUUCAUUAAGAAAAAUUCAUUGUGCUUCAUAAUACCAAGACUAAGCACCAUAACAAAGAAAUACUAGUGUAAAGAUGGUUCCUUGUUUCAGGAAUGGUUAUGUCUUUGGUUUUGCUCUGAUUUCUUCAAGUGGAUACAUCAGUGUGAAGAAAUAUACUAAUAUAACAUAUUAGCGGCUUUGUAAAUGCCGUAAUUAAUAGCAGUGUGAUUAGAUUAUCACUUCCUACACAUAGGAAGCUCAUUCUCUGGGGACACUGUUAAACAUUACAUUUUAUUGAUGAAUAAGUUUAGGAUUUUAAAAGAUUCUAAAAUCUUGACACUACCAUGAUUUAAUUCUGAUCUGGGGUUAUUUAAAGAUGUUGAUGGUUAUUGUUGAAAACAAUUAUUUAAUAAGUAUAAAAAUAUGUGAAUCUGAAUAUGAAGUAGUCCCCCCCUUAUUUGUGGGAGAUUUGUUCCAAGACCUGCAGUAAGUGCAUAAAACUGCAGAUGUAUACUUCCAAACCAUAUAUAUACAACAUUUACACACACACAACAUACACACACAGUAUUUUUUUCUGUACAUGCAUAGCUAUGAUAAAGUUUAAUUUAUAAAUUGGGCACAGAUUAACAACAGUGACUAAAUAUUACUGUAGUUAGAAAGGAAAUUUGAUGCUCAAAUAAUAUAUUUGAUACUAUUGAUUUUGUAAAUUAAGUUGAUGCACUGCACUUUGUUCUGUGUAUUUUGGGGAAAAUAAAAUGUAUACUUUAUAUGAAAAUCUUACCAUGGAAGCUAUUCAAUAUUUAAGAUGAUAACCAUUACUGAUAAAAAAUGACAUUUUUCAUAUGAUUCACAGGGAAGUAACAAGAUGUUCAGUCAGAAUUUUCUAAUUUCUCACACAACCCUGAAACCAUAUAUGUCAAAGAUCACAAGAUAAAAUCAGUUCAGUUUUGAAAUAUGAAUGGCAUGCAUUGCACUGAAUUAAUUUUACAAAAUAAAAUAUCCAUUGCAACUAUUCAUUUUGGCUGACUGCACUGCACUUUUCAUGUUUCAAUGUUACAACCCUAUAAUUUUCUAUUAUCAGGAAUGUUUAGGCCUGUCUCUGAAGAUUAGUUUUGAAAUAUUCUCCCUCUUCUCUGCUCACUUUAAUAUGAAACCGCAACCCUGACCAGUGUGGCUCAGUUGGUUGGACAUCAUCCUAUAAAGCGAAAGGCUGAUGGUUAGAUUCCCAGUCAUGGCACACGCCUGAGUUGUGGGUUAAGUCCCUGGUCAGGGUGUUUAACCAAUUAAUGUCUUUCUCUUUCAUGGAUGUUUCUCUCCCUCUUUCUCCCUCCCGCAUUCUCUAAAUAAAAAUAUAUAAAAUCUUUAAGUAAAUAGACCACAGAAACGAUGUGGGUUGUCAAAACUGUUUUAGAAUGUCCACAAAUGCUCAGUGUCAAGGGGAGAGAGAAUCACAUUUUUUUCUAUGUUUCACAUUUUUACUAGUGUUUUAGCACUGAGUUUUAUGAGACUAGUCAUAAAACUUAAUAUUUGGGAUCCAGAUGAAAUUAUUUUUCCCUUUUGGUUGUUACAGUAUUUGUCUUACUUAAAUACACAAGGUAGUAAUUAGUAUUUUUAACUGGUAAAUGCAUCCGAGUACUUUUCAGUCACCAUACCCAACCCCUAGUACUCCACUUUGCCCAAGAAAAAGGGAAAUUAAGAAGCAAAUUUUGUUUCUUCAUAAUAAUGGAAACUAAUAUUCAUUGAGCUUUUAUUCUUGAUCAGGCUCUGUGGUAAGUACUUGACGUGAGGAAACUGGGUCCCAGUUAUGUAACUUUCCCAAGGUUAUUUCUCUCUUGUACAUUUCAAUGUGGAUGUUGCUGGUCUCCAGGCAGCCUUCCACAGUCAGUCUGAGUCCCAGGCUCCUUCCAUCUUGGGAAACUGCCUUUUCCCAGUCAGUUGAAGGAGCACAUAAAAGAAGGAAAAGCAUACGUGGAAAAUGUUUGGGUCAAGCAUGGUAAUCAUGCAUAUGUUCCUUUGGACAAAACUCAGUUAUGUGGCCCAUCUAACUGAAAGAGAUUCAGAGAAUUUGGAAACAUGUCUAAUUGUAUAGCUGGGAGACUGGGUAACCAGUUUCUUAAACAGUUAGCCAGUCUGUCAUAAUCUUACAAUUUAUUUCCCUUUUUUGAGGGUUCCAAUAACGGUAUUGAAGAGAUAAAUACACUCAAAAUUAUCUCAAGUUUUCCUUGCCCUAGCUGCCCUUGUGUUAAUUCCAUAACUCCAAUUAUGAAUGUUAAAGCUUCCUCUAGAUUGUUACUACUGUAUAGCUAGUAGAAAAGAAAGGGCAUAAUUUAUGGAGAGAAGGAAGCUUCCUCAAAGGUAAUGAAAGUAGUCUUGGCCCCUCCACCAUUUUUCUUAAACCUGGUCUUAUUGAGCAGUACUAGUUAAACAGUUAGAAUGUGGGAUUGUUCUGUUUUGUUCUUGUGUACCACCAUUGCAGUCUUCUGUUCUCCAUUAAAGGAAUUCAGGGAACAUUCAUUGAACUGAGUAUCUAAUGUCCCUUCCACAGGAAUAUCAAGUGAAAGACAUUUUCCCUUGACUUUGAAACCUUUUAUACUUAUAGGAUAGGAAGGGAAAACCAAUAUUACAUUUUCCACUCUUAGUUAGAAAUUGGAACAUGGAGGUGGUACAGAACCCAGAAACCUUUCCUGAAUCCUUAGCUUCCCCUGUGUCUGUCUCUCUCCCCGUCUCCCUGUGUCAGGAUGUUGUGAUUGCCUACUCCUCAUCACCUGGUGUCAUUUCUUCCAGCUUCAGAAAGUUAGCAACAGAUGUGGGAGGGAAUUAUAACCAGUGUUUGACACAUGAGGUUUAUAGGGCAGGCUGAUUAUUUAUGUAGAGAUGAUGUCUGGGAGGAAGAUGAAAAGUAAGGACACAAAUGAGAGCAAUUAUGUUUGGAAUUAACUCAUGGAAGAAAAAUCAAUUGCCAAGGAGAGCAUGACAAACACGAUGUCCAAAGAAACAAACCAACUAGAGGGGAAAAAAACUCCCUUUCCUUAUUUUCCUAAUUUCAAAUUCAAAACACUUGAUAAGCAGUCUAUGUCAGUAUUGACUGCUGUCCACCAUCUAGCAUUGUUAUGUAUACCAUUUAUUCUAGACCCCCAAAUUCCUUAAAAGUAGAGAUCAUGUGUGAAUCAUGGUUGUAUUAAGCCAUGUGUCCUUACAGAAUGCCCAAAACAUUGUUGAGGUUCAAUAAACACUUUGCUGAAUGAAUUAAUGAAAUGGUAGAAAUGCCAUUCUCUUCAAUAAAUAUUUAAUGAGCACCUACUAGGUGUCAAACACUGAACUGGGUGCAAAUAUGUAAUCCCAGACUCUUAAACAGUGUUUUUAGCCAACAAUUUGUUUCUCAUUUAUUCAUUAGCUGACGUUUGCUGUGUGCCUUGGUGGGGUGGUCACAAAGAGAGCUAAAAGGGAAAUCAAAGAUAGUCCCUAGGUCAAGAAUAGACUCUUUCCUUUACUCAAAGUUAUACCUUCCUCUGGAAAUAAAACCCAUCAAGCACUAUGGAUUCAGACCAUAUAUGAAUCCGUAAUAUGGGUACUGAUUAAAGAGGUGGUUGAAUCUGUGUGAAGUUAUUUUUUAAAACAGUGUUCUGGAUACAAAAAUCCUUGUAAUUAUACAAGAAAUUACAAACCUAGCAGGAUAAGCUACAACUUCAGCUGUACUGUAAUUCAUCUAGGGAACUGGAAAAGUGAAGAGCUUUGGAAUUACAUAGUUUUGAAUCCUGACUGUGCCCUUGGCAGAUUUCAUGACCUUGGCUUUUCCAUCCAUAAGCUGAUGAAAAUACCACCUAAUACAAUUAAACUAGAAACAAAUGUGAAUGGAGGCUCUUAUUCAUGUAACUUGUGUUUCAUGUCUCUUUCUAGGUUUAAUGAUCAUUGUUGUUAUACCUAGGGUAUAAUUCCAGGGAGGAAAAAAAGCCUAGAUUCUUUCACCUUAAAAUUGGGUAAAAAAUAGGAGACACAACUAUGGAAGUUUAUGCGAAGUUACUUGGAGGAAGAGUACCAGUUGCCAAGGAAUGUGGGCAGCCUCUAGAAGUAGGAAAAGAACCUCCAAUGCAAUCUUAAAUAGAAGUAGCAAGAGUGGACGUCCUUUUAUUGUUCCUGAUCUUAAGAGGUCAUAGUGAGAAGUGCCUCUAGAGAAGCC